This is a messenger RNA of Phanerochaete carnosa HHB-10118-sp, 1305 nucleotides long. RefSeq lists its product as uncharacterized. The coding region runs from base 673 to 1074 and encodes 133 amino acids. The record is from RefSeq and is a predicted model, not a curated record. NCBI's taxonomy places the organism in Eukaryota, Fungi, Basidiomycota, Agaricomycetes, Polyporales, Phanerochaetaceae. The transcript has a single exon.
UUCGCUUCUCACUGAGAUCGCAGGGAUGACGAAGACAAGAAACUUUACCAAGACGCAACCCAAGAAGAGCUCGGGUUUUGGAGCUCUUUUACGCUCACGGCCACGUCUCGUCUUCGUCCCCUUCCUGGCUCUCUGAAAGCCCCGAUUGCACUUGGACAAGACAUACAGGCUGGUCAAGAUGCAUUGCCCGUCGUCAUCAUGGGCUGUCUCAAGCAGCUAUUCGGCGGCGCCGAGUGUGUCACGAGCCAAGCCCUUAAUCGGUUCACCAAUCGAAUCGAGCAGACCCCGCGUUUCGAGGCUCUUGAACUAGUCAGGCCUUUCCCCCCGUACGUCUUCAGCCAGGACGGAGAGCGCGACCAGUGAACGACUACGAUCCACAACACAAGAUUGCCACUGGUGACAGCAAUGUUUGCUUCCCCCGGUUGUCCUUCAUCGUGGGCUCAGCCAGCCCGAAGGCCAGGCAGGGCCGCAAGUCCGCGUGGGCCUUGAGCGCCUGGUACGACGCCGUCUUUUCCGGGACGAGCACUAUGUCUGAGCCUGCUGGUGCAACACAACAACACCGCCUCUUACGCUUUAUUGUCGCAAGUCGACACUUUCCCCGCUUCCCGGAAGCAGGCUUAUUCGCCUUCAAUAUCCACUCGAAUACCUCUCACCCCCACUUCCUCCUCGGCAAUGAGACGUCUUCACCAGCUAGCACGAGUCCCCAGCUCCGCACUUGAGCCACAGCGACACGGAGCUACCUUGCGCACUCGACGACCCCGAAGAAGACGAGAAGAAUGCCGACAGGCCUGGCCGGCGCGACGCAAGCACAACGAGCACAACGAGCACGCCAGAGGGUUUCGCGGUGCCGCACAGUCUGCUGCGAACGCCGAUUCGUGCCACAGCCGGCGCGGCUCAGAGAAGACAUCGCAUGGCAGCGCGACCAGUUUCUCGCUUCCCGCGAUCGUGCGUCGCACCACACUGGCGACGACGAAGUUGAACGCCAUCGGCGAGGGCGAGACCAAGCGCCGGUCGCUCUCGCUCGAGAGCCGCAAGACCAACGGCGUCGAGUUCGCGUGGGGCAUCGCUUCGUGACUUUUUCCUUGGCUAUCGUCGUCCGCCGGUAGGCCUUGCUGUGUGACGACUCACACUUGGCGGGCGUCCUUGCACUGCGAUUUUCACCGUAGAUGAGGUGGAUCAACGCCAUGGCAUUCAUGUAGAGUCACUUGUAUGUAUGGCGUACAUUUAUAAUACAUUUGCUUUCAAUGCAACAUAUUCCUGUGCUACUGGAACUAUGGUCCAUCUAUGCGCGAAGGCGUACAACAU